This is a messenger RNA of Maniola jurtina (meadow brown), 2327 nucleotides long. Its product is annotated as myb-like protein X. The transcript is spliced from 2 exons. Bases 525 to 1808 code for a protein of 427 amino acids. The record is from RefSeq and is a predicted model, not a curated record. NCBI's taxonomy places the organism in Eukaryota, Metazoa, Arthropoda, Insecta, Lepidoptera, Nymphalidae.
UCUGUUAUAGGACAGUCGUCUUUCGAUUAGCACAAAAAAAAAUUCUCGAGUUGUCAGGAGUAUUUUGUCACGUGUUAGAGUUCACUACGUUCCAUCGGUUUUCACGGUGAGUUAUUUUUUUUAUUUUUUUCUAUAUUUAGUACUAGUAUUUAUGUUUUGUUUCUAUUCAGAGUUAUAUUUCAGAGAUUUUAUGCAUUCAUGUAUCUCAAGUAUUUUAAAUUUAAAAUCGAAAUGGUCAUUUGUUUCCAGUUCAUUUAUAUCCAUUCCUCUCCAAAAAGGUUUGGAACGUAAUGACCGACCUUGGAGCUGAAUGACUAUUGGUAUAGCUAUGCUUUUAAAUACUUAAUAUAUAUGCUUAAUAUAGAUUAUUAAUAAUAUUGAUUUGUAUAUUAUAAUUUCUAAUACAUGUAAAGAGAUUUGAUGUGCCGUAUUAAAGUAAAUUUCAUCGAGAAAGGGACUUUAAAACUGAACUUUGCUCUUGGAAUGACUAUAUUUCAUGUUACCUAUUUAUUACAGAAGCGAGUAUGAGUAAAACAAAGAAAAAACUUACAAAAGAAGAAAAGUUAGCUAAAGAUAGAUUGAGAAAACGUCAAAAAUACGAGGAAAUAAAAAACAAUCCAGAACUUUUUAAAAUUAAACAAGAAAAAGACCGAAAAAAUUACCUCUUAAGAAAAGAACAGAAAAAAAUUCGCAACAUCAAUGAAAUGUCCGCUCGAGCACAACGUGAACAGAGAAAAAGAUGGAAGAAAAACUCUUUGAAAUAUAAGAAAAAAAAGAGGGAGCAAAAUAAAGUUGAAAAGAUAUUGGUCAAUGAUACCCCUGAAGCUCCUAAAAAAGUGAAUGAAACUAGAAAUAUUUCACCUGAAAUUCCAGAACCCAAUCAAAUUAUUGUCGAUUCUAUCUCCUCAGACAAGCCAACUACUCCUCAGCUCAACAAGGAAUUGAGACACAAAAUUUCUGCAACACCAACCUCGUCAAAUCGAAAAUUUAGAUACAAAGUCACCAAAACUAUAAACAAAUUGCAAAAGGAAAUCAACCAAUUAAAGAAAGAAAAAAGAAACCUACAAAUAAAGUUGAAGAAACAACACGAAGUACGACAAAAAUCUCUAGAAGAUACCAUUGAAAAAAAUGUGACUAAGGCUAUUAAAGAAAUAAAGAGUGGCGAAAUUGAAGAGGUCAAAAAGAGACUAAUAUUUAAUGAGACAUUUACGCAUCAGGUAAAAUUAAACUAUAAAAAACUUGACAAGACCGAAAAAAGGUCUUUUGCAGAGAGAAUAGUAUGCCCAAAUGAUGCAAGGUUAAGGAAGCACAAACUAAUUACAAAAGUUCCGUUUACUAUCAGGUCAAAAUUGAAAAAAAAAGAAAACAAGAACGAAGCAGUGAUACAGAGAUUUUUUGAAGACGAUUCGAAUAGUCGUAUGGCUUCUGGAAAAAAUGAAUAUAUUAAACGUUGUAACAGUAAGAAACAAAAGAGAUACCUUAACGAUAGUUUAAAGAAUUUACAUCAAAAGUUCUGUAAAGAGCACGGCAUGAUCAGCUACACUGUAUUUUGCAAGAAUCGACCUUACUGGAUUGUCUUUCCUAAAGAUAAUCGGGAUACAUGCCAGUGCAAGUUGCAUUCAAAUGUUAAUCUUCUGAUAAAGGCUCUAAAAAAAUCAAACAUCAUAUCAGAAAACUCUGCAACAGAUGUAUUGAAUAGCCUCUGUUGCGACCCAUAUAACGAAAACUGUCUAGGAAGAUCUUGUACCGAUUGUGUAUUCCACUGUCUUUGUUUUUUCUCUAUAAUACAUAUGCCUACUGUUUUAUGAAUAUUAUCUAUGCAUGAUUUUAUCAAGUACUAAUCAGUAUAUAACUGUUUGUUUUAAAAAUAAUUUACUAAAUGUGUAUGCCAAAUAAUUAAUUACCUUUAUUCUUAGAUGUUAUUUUAAAACAAAUUGUUAAAAACGCAAGUUCUUUCUUUAAAUUCACCAAUGAUUAUAAUUUUCGCUGUGAUAAUUAUACUUGUUUACUGUUAAACUUAAGGUUGAGAUUUUAUUUCAAUUUUAUUAGUUUUUUUCAUAUAAUUUUAAUGAUUGACUAAUAAAAGUAUGAUUGGUUUCAUUUUUAUCCGACGAUAGGUCACUACACUCCUAGUGAUUUUCAUUUCUUUCCACUAGUUCAUUACACUCCAUCAAUUUUCCGGAAAACUGUUAGAGUUACGAAGAGGCCUUGUACAUGUGAUUUUUUUUCAAACUGUAAUCUUUAUGUGUAUAUACAAAAAAAAAAAUUAAUAAAAAUAAAAACAUUUUUUUUUCAAAACUGCGCUUUUAAAACGAAAAUCGAUAACC